AAAUUAAUGCGCUUUAUCAAUAGAUAUAACCACUUGAAAUUGAUCGGCGCGUUUAUAUAAAUGUUCAAAGAUGACAUCUCUUCAUUUACUGUCAACACAACCGCUCGCCUGCUCAGGAAGAAGUAACUUCGAAAAUGGCGCAAGCUAAGACCGUGAGCAUGAUUGACCCCUCCCAGCUCCUACGACCUGAAGAGUCGUUCACAGACAAGCCGGUGAACGCUUACCGGGACUACUCCAUCGACGUCAACGAUCCCAUCAAGGAGCGCGUGCGCAGGACCUACUACGAGAUGCACUCCAAGAUGACCGUCGAUCUUGUUAAAGAAAAACGCGCGAAAUGGAUGAAAUUCAACCACUUUAAGGCUACUAUUAAGGAAGGACUUAUUAAGCUGAACGAAGUGGUUGACGAGUCCGACCCUGACUUGGACUUGCCGAACAUCGUUCACGCCUUCCAAACGGCUGAGAGGAUCCGUGAGGACUAUCCUGACGAUGAUUGGUUUCAGCUGACCGGUCUUAUACACGAUUUGGGCAAGGUCAUGGCACUGUAUGAUGAGCCACAAUGGUGUGUUGUCGGUGAUACAUUUGCUGUGGGCUGCCAGUGGGCAGAAUCCAUCGUGUACGGAGUCGAAAGCUUCAAGGACAACCCCGAUACCUACAACCCUAAAUACAACACGAAGUACGGCAUGUACAAACCCAACUGCGGCAUUGACAACGUGUUAAUCUCCUGGAGUCACGACGAGUACCUCUACCAAUUCCUCAAGCACAACAAGUCCACGAUACCCGAGAAGGGUCUUAAGAUUAUCAGGUACCACUCGUUCUACCCCUGGCACUCUGGCGGUGAAUACGCUCACCUCAUGAAGGAGUCAGACAAGGAGGUACUCAAGUGGUGCCGCGAAUUCAAUAAAUACGACUUGUAUACGAAGUGCGAGACAAUCCCAGACAUCGAAGCCCUGUGGCCCUACUACCAGGGACUUAUCGACAAGUACAUCCCUGGCGUCUGCGAGUGGUGAUCCAUACGUUGGCUGGAAGAAACUACCAUCAAAACAAGCCUAGUUGUAGAUAUCUAUCUUAUCGAUGCCAUAUAUUAUCAGUAUUUUUUAUAUUAAGUCAGUAUUUUUAGAUAUUUUUGUUUUUUUCUAAUUACCAACUCAUUCUUAUUUCGUUUGGUUUGAAUAUAAUGACAAUAUUUCUAUCAAAGAAAAAUCGGAUUAUCUAAUAUAUAGUUGUACAUAAUAAUAUUGUGAAUAUUGUGCUAUUGUUUCAUUAUUAUAAUAUUCGAUAACAUGUUGCAGCAUUUAAAAAAAAUGUUUAUUUGUAUUAUAUAGUAACAUUUUUAACCAUUUAGUACCAGUGUUUAGUUUCGAUAAUCAAAUACUAUAUAUAUAUACAUGAAACUGGCUGAUAAAAGUAAUAUUUAUAAUUUAUUCAUUAUAAUUAAUUUAAUUUUUAUCAUUAUAAUGGAAAGGGGCUCACAAAUUAUGGGGUUAUUCCAAUGGUUUAAUAAAUUUUGUAAACACAAA
Leptidea sinapis is the source of this 1517-nucleotide messenger RNA. RefSeq names its product inositol oxygenase-like. The coding region runs from base 135 to 1007 and encodes 290 amino acids. NCBI's taxonomy places the organism in Eukaryota, Metazoa, Arthropoda, Insecta, Lepidoptera, Pieridae. Gene Ontology annotation, biological process: inositol catabolic process. Gene Ontology annotation, molecular function: iron ion binding; inositol oxygenase activity. Gene Ontology annotation, cellular component: cytoplasm. The record is from RefSeq and is a predicted model, not a curated record. The transcript has 7 exons.